Messenger RNA from Schistosoma haematobium, 4417 nucleotides. RefSeq lists its product as uncharacterized. Lineage: Eukaryota; Metazoa; Platyhelminthes; Trematoda; Strigeidida; Schistosomatidae. The coding region runs from base 2247 to 2990 and encodes 247 amino acids. The record is from RefSeq and is a predicted model, not a curated record. The transcript is spliced from 3 exons.
ACUUUAUACUAAGUCUGGGCGGCAGGCAUUUUGGUUUAUCCCUGCUUUUGAUUGCUUGACCUGUGUUGACUGGAAUUGUGCAUUUUGGUUGUGAAUUGAAGCACUCUUCCAGAACUGAAAACACUCUGUGUUAUAGAGCGACCAAUUAUUACCUUUUGAACGAAUCUGUACGUGAUCUAUCCAGACAGGAUAGAAUAACAUUUAUUUGUGGUGAUUGUUUAGAUUUGAUCAAUUGAACAAUUAUUGGUUGGAUAGCUGAGUGGUUAUAUUUGUUUAGGUAAUAAUGUACACUUAAAUUUAUGAUAAAUUAUAGAACCGUCAUCUUACCCAAUUACUUUGUUUUGGUUUCAAUCUGGCGAGGGCGCGUAUCUAACUCAUCCAGACAGCUGUCCUUCACUCCAAACCGUAGUUUGGAUCCCACAGUAGUAAACAAAUAAUUUGGUCGAAUUCGUUUGGGUUUCGUUUCGCUGAUUUAAAUCAUUUCUCUGGGAAUAUUUGGUCGUUCGCUUGCGAUGCCGAACAAUCGUCGAAGGCAAUAAAGUCAUAGGCUCGUGGAAGCUAAAAAGGAUGAACAAAGAUGGAUCCCCUCAGUCAAGGCAAGUGCCUUAUGAUGCUUCUAUUUGUCAUGGUUCAUAUUCUAAUAGAGGCGAUUGUAAUUAUAGUGAAUAUAGUUGUGAUAUAAUGGCAGUUUUCAUAGAAAACCUUACUUUAGACGUAAAGGAAGCGAAAAGCGCGAUGACACGGCGCCUUUCGUAGGUCCAGAGUUUCCAAAGGUUGAGUUAAGUUAUUUCGACGGUCAACCUAGAGGUUAUUGGAGGUUUUUAAGGGAGUUUGAGACCUAUGUGGAAUCAAGGGUCAAGGAUGAUAGUCAACGCUUGCUUUAUUUGAUACAUUAUUGUAAGGGUAAAGCGAAAACAGCCAUUGAGGGUUGUAUUAUGUUGGAAGCUUCUUCUGGUUACAAGAAGGCCAAAGAAAUUCUAAAACGGUUAUUCGGACAGGCGCAUGUAAUCGCUCGAGAGACACUAGAAGACUUAUUCAAUGCCGUGAAUUUUGAUUAUACUGACGGAGAGCAACUAACAAACUUGGCUAUUAAAAUGGAAAACUGUGCUAUGAUCUUGGAACAGAUGAAUUAUGUCUCUGAUCUAAAUUCCUUAGUUACCUUGGAAAGAAUAGUGAGACUCUUGCCUCAGCCUAUGCAAACCCAGUGGGCGGACUGGGUGGAUGAAUUGACUGAAGAUAACUGGGAACCGACCUUUGGCGAGCUCACUCAGUUUAUCGCAUCGCGUGCGAGAGUGGCUUGUAGUAGAUUUGGACGGUUAGCAAAUCGUUCAAGAAAAGGACAUAACGUAAAGACGAACUGUCACGUGCAAUCGGAGCAAAGGAAUAGUUCGACAACGAAAACUAAAUGCAGUAUGUGUUCCUACGACCAUGCCAUUGAUAAAUGUCCACAGUUCUUAGCGCUUACAGUUCAAGACCGAUGGUCUCACGCUAAAAGCAAGGGUAUCUGUUUCGUCUGUCUUAGACAAGGACAUAAGGUUAAUGAAUGUAAGCUGACAAAGCGUUGUAACGUUGAUGGUUGUGAAAAAACACCAUUCUUUGUUGCACAACAAAAGUGAUAAACCUGGUAUCUCGAAUUGUUGCGGAUAUACUAAAUCACUAAUCAGUCAAGUGUGUUUAGGCAUGAUUCCCGUACGGUUGAAAUCGCGAAAAGCCGAGAUUGUGGGUUAUGCUCUGUUGGACAACGGUUCUGAUGUGACACUGAUAAAAUCAAACUGUUUGAGGUCUCUCGGGUUGAACGAAGACCAAGAAUCAGUGGUAGUUGAGACUGUGGGCGGUAAUAGAACAUAGUUAAGUGGCCGCAUUUAAGUGAUGUGCCAAUAGAUAGCCUAGACUCUGAAGACGUUUUACUGUUGAUUGGUUGCGACGUACCAGAAGCACAUUGGGUGUUAGACCAACGUUUGGGUGGAAGGAAGAACCCGUACGCUGUGAAAACGUUGCUGGGGUGGACGGUUUUCGGACCUGCGUCGUAUUCGGAAUAUAGGAAAAGAGUUGUUAAUCAUACCAGUAAAUUACAGACUUUGGAGAACGAAAUACGUAAACUUUAUGAUGUAGAGUUUUCUGAUGUUUAUUCAAAUGAUAAAUCAGUAUCACUAGAAGAUAAGGCGGCUAUAAGGAUUGUGGAAGGGGGCACACGCUUCGAAAAUGGUCAUUUUGUAGUUCCUAUACCAUGGAAAGUGAACCCAAAUAUGAAAGGGGGGAAUUAUGAAGUGGCAAGCAGUAGACUACAGAGUUUGAAGCGUAGAUUGUUGAAAGAUGACAUUCUGUAUAUCAAGUAUACAAAAGGUAUUGAAAGUAAUUUUAUUAAGGGCUAUGCGGAGAAGAUCCCUGAAAUACAAUUGCAACCUAGUUAUCGCCCCCGUUGGUACUUGCCUCACCAUGCAGUUAUAAACCCGAAAAAGCCAGAAAAACUGAGAGUGGUCCUUGACUGUGCCGCCAAGUUUGCGGGUGUUUCUCUAAAUGAUAUGAUUUAUCAAGGACCCGACACAACUGCUGAGUUAGUGUGUAUAUUAUUGCGUUUUUGCAAAGAAGUAAUCGCAGUCUCUGCGGAUGUUGAAGAAAUGUUCAUGCAAGUGAAGGUACCUGAGUCUGAUCGAGGAGCUUUAAGAUUUCUGUGGUGGCAGGAGGGAGACAUGUCGAGAGAACCACCCGAGUUUCAAAUGACAUCUCAUCCAUUUGGUGCCAUAUCAUCUCCGUUUUGCGCGAAUUUUGCCUUGAAUAAGACGGCCCAAAUAUUCUCUGAUGGUUAUGAUGGUUAUGUCGUAGAUGCUGUUAAGAAUAAUUUCUAUGUUGAUGAUUGCUUGAUAUCUUUUUCCACUUGUGAUCAAGCAAAGAGUUUCGUUAAGCAGAUAAGUGAAUUAUUAUGUAGAGGUUCCAAACUAAAGAAAUGGGUUACCAACUCGGAGGAGGUAAGGACCAUCGGCUGCAAUUAAACGCAACUCAAUUUCGUAAAUGUGCCCUUCAGCUUAGCAACCAAUCAGAAUGAGGCGGGAAUUACUGCAUGCGCCAUCUUUGUAAGCAAUGGCGGUCGGCUUUCUUCGUUCUGUGCUUCUUUCAGCUAAUUCUUUUGUGUAGCUAUGUAAUUUAAUGUCUCUGUACUAAAAUGCCGCAUUUAGUGUAAUGUUCUAUAUGUUGGUGUGAAGUUUAUUUCGAAUCAGCGAUGUUUUCUGAGUUUUUGCUACUUCUACUCAAGUCAAUGUAUUUCUUCGGGCAAUCUGGCUAGUCUUGUGUUAUAAAAUGUCCGCCGGCUUUCUUCGUUCUCUGUUUUUUUCCGCUAUUUCUUUUGUGUAGCUACAGAAUUUGAUGUUUCAGUGUGCUAAAAUCCAGAGUUAAUGUAAUACUCUGAACGUUGGAGCAAAGUUUUUCCUGAUUUUGCUUUGUUUUCUGGGUUUUACCUGCUGCUAAUGAAGUCACUGUAUUUAUUCAGCUAAGCUGGCUAGUACUAACAUAAGACCUUACGUUUUCAAACGACAGUCGGUUAUGUUUUACAUUGUUUUCUAGAUAUCCGAAGCCGAAGUUCGUUUUCAUUUAGCUAAAAUAAUUGUUGCUGCCGCCUGUGACUCUAACUGUUCGUAUGUUCGUUCCUAGCUGUCCUUUAGGAUUUUAUCGGCAAAAUGAAAGGAAACAAUCUGCGGUUUUUAAUUUUCUUCAGUAUAAUGGACAACACUGUCCCACCAACGAGUCAAACUAAUACAGAGUGCCCAGCAGUAGCGUAUAUCGGUAUUGAUUUCGAAAGGACCCAGACUUCCGACAACUAUAGAUGAAGUCACAGAUGCUACCAAUCUAUUGCAGAGGGUUUCUUAUGAAAAAUAUGCCAUAUAGCAGUAAUGGAGGGGUUGUACUCAUUACUCAGUGCGUUAAAGCAAGCUUAACAUUGAAAAGUCGGAAAUCUGCUACCAGUGUCUUGUGUAUGUUUGCUGUUUUGGCCAUAAAAGGAAGCCGAAGGGUCAUGAUCAGGGAGUAAAAAGAUUAUAUUUCACCACUCGCAAAUUUGUGUUUUCUUACGGUAUGAUGUCAACUGGUACCUAAUAUGUUCACCCUUAUGAUGAAAAGUACCUGCAAAUUUUCACCUUCAUAUUCGAAUUAUUUUUGGACAACUGUCUUACAGUCUGAGUGCUUCGUACGCCCUGGGAGACUAGAUUCCUACAUUAUUCGUAGUUCCAGUAUAACUUUCUCACGCAGUAAGUUCAAAUUAGACACUAGUCUUUCUAAAUAAGCCUUUUAAGCUAAUAUCCGUAUUCUCUAUUUCAAUUAAUCGAUGAAGACAUGUACCACGUGUAUCUGCUGUAUACUGCCAUUUUACUCUAAUUCUAACUGUUAUAUCUUACUUUUGAAUAAUAAAAUUGCUAUAUGCUGCAAA